AUGUUCUGGCUUGUUGAGUUCCUGUUUAUCGUUGUACAAGUGCUUAGCGAGAGAAGAACAGUCGUUGAUAUAGUGAGGCAGUGCCUGUGGUUCCAACCUGGGAAGUUGUGGGAAUAG
Messenger RNA from Parastagonospora nodorum SN15, 117 nucleotides. RefSeq lists its product as hypothetical. Bases 1 to 117 code for a protein of 38 amino acids. The record is from RefSeq and is a predicted model, not a curated record. The transcript has 3 exons. Lineage: Eukaryota; Fungi; Ascomycota; Dothideomycetes; Pleosporales; Phaeosphaeriaceae.